AAGAAGAAGAACGCAGCUGUUUAAAUGGUCACGUGGUUCCGUUACCAUAGUGACAAGAGUAUCUGGCUUUGGAAAGUUGUUUUUGUUUGUUCUGUGUUAUUUGAGCAGUGCAUCGUUUAGUACAUACAAUGCCACCAAAAUUGAAAGACAAAAGCAAUACAUCUGCAAAGGCAAGAACACCAACCCUGAUAAAUGGACGUACGAAGGAGGAGGUGUCCAAGGAGCAGAUGGAAGAGCACAUUAUGCACCUUCAAGAAGAGCUGGACAGAGAGAGAGAAGAGAGGAACUACUUUCAGCUGGAGAGGGAUCAGAUCCACAACUUCUGGGAGAUCACCGAAAGACAGCUGGAUGAGACUCAGGCUCUGCUGAAAAACUUGAACAAGGAGAUAGAAGAGGCGGAGGGGCGCCACCAAGUGGAGAUAAAGGUGUAUAAGCAGAAGAUGAAGCAUCUCUUGUGUGAACACCAGAACACGAUGUCAGAGCUGAGAGCGGAUCAUGUCGUUUCCAUUGAGGCAAUCCAGAAAGACCAAGCGGUGUUAGAGAAUGAGCUUCUCCAGGGCAUGAGUGCGCUCAAAGUGGAUAUUCAGGAGGCCCCUACUGAAAACCUUCAGGAGCUCAAAAUGAAACAUGACAAAGAAAAAACUGAAAUGAAAAACAAACUGGAGACUCAACUGUCAGAAAUCAAAGCAAAGUAUGAGCAAAAGUAUGAGUUGCUGCUGCAAGAACUGGACAACAAGAGGAAAGCUGAUGUCAGCGAGUUUGAAGAUCAGAAGAACAGCCAUAUCACCUGUCUCAUAAACAACCACAAGAAAGCUCUGACAGAUUACAGAGCUGACUUACAAAAACAAAAGGUUCAUGAUUUAGAUUUGAACAAUUCUUUGAGUGCACACGUUGAAGAGCUGAAGUUAAAAGAGAUGGAAAAGAAGGCGGCCUUUGCAGACAUUUCAUUGGAAAACAAGUGCCUUACUAGUGAUCCGAAGAAAGCCAUCGAGGAAGUAGCUAAACUUCAGAAGAGACUGAAAUUCUACGAGAAGGACAAGAAUAUGUUGGUGACUCUUAGAGCACAUUUGAAGGCUGAGGAAAAGGCACUGAAUAAUCAGAUGUGGGAAGCCGAGGUGCUGGAACAAAGAUUCAACAUGCUUCAGCUGGAAAGGGAUGGGCUGUACCAAGCUUUCACUCAGAGCAUUCUCAACGUGCAGCAGAGGAGGGUUACACAAAGCUUGCUGGCAGAAAGGAAACUGGGAGCACUGACAGAAACUCUGGAAAAAGCGGAGGCUCAAGUCAGCUCAGUGAUUUCUGCCUGUGAUUUGGAUAGAACUGCACAUUCAGGAGCCACAAACAAAAUUGAGGAAAUAGUCCAAAAAUAAGUUGAUGAAGGACUUGCAGUAUGAGUUUCCAGGUUGACUUUCUGCUGAAAAACGAAGUGAAGCUCCUGUUGCUGGCUCUACCUCAACACGACAAACUAACAAGUGAACCCACGAGUGAACUAAAGAAUGAACCCAAAAUAUCAGAUCUCUGUUUGUAUGAUUUAAAAUAUACUGUUUCCAAAAUACACAGUGCGUGCAUAAU
Molecule: messenger RNA, 1569 nt
Organism: Thalassophryne amazonica
Lineage: Eukaryota; Metazoa; Chordata; Actinopteri; Batrachoidiformes; Batrachoididae
Product: dynein regulatory complex subunit 4-like
Exons: 11
Coding region: 129-1367 (412 amino acids)
Biological process (GO): flagellated sperm motility
Cellular component (GO): microtubule; motile cilium; Golgi apparatus
Molecular function (GO): small GTPase binding; microtubule binding
Source: RefSeq, a predicted model, not a curated record